Molecule: messenger RNA, 1097 nt
Organism: Athene cunicularia (burrowing owl)
Lineage: Eukaryota; Metazoa; Chordata; Aves; Strigiformes; Strigidae
Product: mitogen-activated protein kinase 14
Exons: 11
Coding region: 111-962 (283 amino acids)
Biological process (GO): intracellular signal transduction; protein phosphorylation
Cellular component (GO): cytoplasm; nucleus
Molecular function (GO): ATP binding; MAP kinase activity
Source: RefSeq, a predicted model, not a curated record
CGUUUGACACAAAAACUGGGUUGCGUGUGGCCGUAAAGAAGCUGUCCCGACCAUUUCAGUCUAUCAUCCAUGCCAAAAGGACUUACCGAGAGCUGCGGCUGCUUAAGCACAUGAAACAUGAAAACGUUAUUGGCUUGUUGGAUGUGUUCACCCCUGCCAAGUCACUAGAAGAAUUCAAUGAUGUGUACUUGGUGACACACCUUAUGGGAGCAGAUCUGAACAACAUUGUGAAAUGCCAGAAACUCACCGAUGACCAUGUGCAGUUCCUCAUAUACCAGAUUCUUCGGGGACUGAAGUACAUCCAUUCAGCUGACAUAAUACACAGGGAUUUAAAACCUAGUAACCUAGCUGUAAAUGAAGACUGCGAGCUGAAGAUUCUGGAUUUUGGCUUGGCCCGACACACGGACGAUGAGAUGACCGGGUACGUGGCUACCCGGUGGUACAGGGCUCCUGAGAUCAUGCUGAACUGGAUGCAUUACAACCAGACAGUUGAUAUUUGGUCAGUGGGAUGCAUUAUGGCUGAACUGUUGACUGGAAGAACGUUGUUUCCUGGUACAGACCAUAUUGAUCAGUUGAAGCUCAUUUUGAGACUCGUUGGAACCCCAGGGCCUGAGCUUUUGAAGAAAAUCUCCUCAGAGUCUGCAAGAAACUACAUUCAGUCUUUGUCUUACAUGCCGAAAAUGAACUUUGAAAAUGUGUUUAUUGGUGCCAAUCCGCUAGCUGUGGACUUGCUAGAGAAGAUGUUGGUACUGGACACAGACAAGCGAAUCACUGCGGCAGAAGCGCUGGCUCACGCCUACUUUGCUCAGUAUCACGAUCCGGACGAUGAACCAGUGGCAGAUCCCUAUGACCAGUCUUUUGAAAGCAGAGAACUUGAGAUUGAAGAAUGGAAAAGCCUGACUUAUGAUGAAGUAAUCAGCUUUGUGCCGCCGCCGCUUGACCAAGAGGAGAUGGAGUCCUGAGAAGCUGCUCUCUUCUGUUUGUCCCACUUCACUGUGAGGGGAAGGCCUUUUCAUAGGGACUCUCCGAUUAUCGUUCAAGUGCCUCGUCACAACAAUAUUCUCCUUGGUGGAGGGGUUUUGUGUGUGUUGAAUUGG